UUAAUGAUACGACACGUCAAAAAAAAAACGUAUUAUUAGAACUGUUUGUUUGGUUUUGUAAAAUAAAAAUAAGAAUCCCUUUAAUAAUUCAGUGCUAUUUGUUGUCAUUACUUGUAUAAACUUUAAAUAUUUCAUUUGUACGAUAAAUUUAAUUAACGGUGUCAUUCCUGCGUACGGUGGUUAUAUUGUAACUAUUCUAAGUAAUGUUCGUGAUUUUCUUUAAUUAUAAUACUUUUACACUUAAAGGAAACAAACUUAGAACAUUGUCAUGAAGCUUUAAUGCUAGCAUAAUAUAGAAUACCCAAUGAUUCUGUGUUAUGUUCUACUUUCAUCAUUAUGGAGCUAAGCAUUACAAAAAAUAAUAUAGGGAGAGUGAAGUCAAGUCAGGAUGUAUCAACUGCAAAUUUCUGCUUGAUAUGCUUAGCAACGGAUUGUAAAUUGUACCCCAUGGGACAGUACAAUUUGGGAGAGGCUUACCAACACUUGACUGGAAAAUUGCUUCUACAUAACUUUGCGCUGGAGUUUUGCACAGAAUGUGCACAGAGAUUGCUAAACUGUAACAAGUUUAGAGACAAGAGUUUGAGGAGUUACACUUUAUUGAUGGAGCUAUGGAAAAAUAAUAAUUCUUUAACCACACAAGAUAUAUCAACAAUUAACAGAGCAACAAACAAACUGACAACAAAUCUAAGCGCCAAAGUAUUUGAACCUGACCACUGUGACUCACACUAUGUACAUCAUCAAAUUGAACACAUCAAAAUAGAAAUUGAUUGUGAACCAAAAGUUGAUGUUAAACCAAAAAUAGAGGCAAUAAAUGAUAUUAAUAGUGAUGAUGAGUUCUUAAAUGAUGAUAUUGACAACGAUACAGAUUUUCUAUACAAUGCACACAAAAUAAAACAGUUCAAGAUUGAUACAAGAAAAAUUGAGCGAUCUGGCAGCGAUAGUGAUGUAGAAAGAAUAAUUGAUAAAAAGAAUAGAAAUGAUAGUGAAAUAGUAAUUGUAGAUGCUGCCAAAAUAAAGGCAGUCAAUGCCAAAAAAUCAACGACAAAUACGAAAAAACGCAAAGCAGCAAUGAAAAAAGAGAAAGCUGCCCCAAAACCGAAAAAACAGAGGACAAUAAAUGAAAAAGAACGCAAAAAACCAGUUAAAUCUGAAAAUCAGGACUAUUUAAAGUAUUUUGUAGUCACAAAGUUGAGUCAUGAAGAACAACUGGCUACAAUACAGAGCAGGAAAGAGGCAGAUAACUUUAAGAAUUCUCUGUACAAAUGUAUGACUUGCUAUAAAGGGUUUUCUACUGUUACUACAUAUAACACACAUUUGGAGAAACACAGUGAUAAAUAUGGUCAAUUCGUGUGCGAGAUAUGCGGCGUCCGCUGCAAGAAGAACUGCAAACUACGCGACCACGUGGUCAAGAACCACAGCCAGCGAUACAGCUGCAACACAUGUCCGCUGGUCACCACGUUUAAAAAGACAGCGCAGAACCACGCUCUGUGGCACGAUGGAGUCACGUACAAGUGUGAGCUUUGCAAUGAAGAAUACAGUAAAAAGACGUCAUAUCUAUCCCACCUGCGUGUCCGUCACCCUACCGACGUAGUGUGUACGCUGUGCGGCUUCUCUUUCGUGAACGCGCGCGGCCUGCGGAUGCACUGCAACCUGAAGCAUCGCUCCCUCGACACCGCGAGUCCCUCGGGCCCCCUCUGUGAGCCGUGCGACAUACGUUUCGUGUCUCACAGCGCGUACAGACAACAUUUGGACGUGUCUCCCAAACAUAGCAAUAGUUCUUUUCUAAAGAGGAACUGCCCUAAGAAGAUAUACGACAAGCAGUUUACUGUCAAAGCUAAGGAUGACACCGACACAGUAGUAUGCGAACAGUGCAACAUGCAAUUCGAAGGGUUCAAGAUGUACGCGUCCCACUUCAAGAAGUACCAUUCAGACAAGAAGCGCACGCAGUACCCGCAGCACUCCGCGCAGCGGUUCCUGUGCGACCAGUGUGCGAGGUCGUUUAAGAACCUCGCGGCCCUGAAGGAGCACAUGCUGAUGCACAGCGGGCACAGGAAGUACGAGUGCGCCGUCUGCGGCAAGCGCUUCUACCUCAAGCACUACCUCGCGCUGCACGUCAGGGCGCACGGCGCGGCCGAGCGGUUCCCGUGCGCCGUCUGCGGGAAGAGCUUCGUCAACAAGGCCAACAGGACGCGGCACAUGUGGACUCACAGAGACCUGAAACCGUUCGAGUGCGCCGCGUGCGACAAGACGUACGUGAACGCGUCGUCGCUACGCAGCCACGUGCUGCACGCGCACCUCAAGCAGCCAUGGCCGAAGAAGAGUCGCGGCCCGCGCGUACCAGCCCGCAGCGCGCCCGACGCCGGCUGUGACAGUACGUGGACUAAGGCUGAUCGAGGUGACGCGGUGCCGGGGUUUGAAGAUGUCAUAUGAGUACCGGCAGUGCAGAUGUCAUAUGAGUACCGGCAGUGCAGAUGUCAUAUGAGUACCGGCAGUGCAGAUGUCAUACGAGUACCGGCAGUGCAGUAUAGUCGGAUGCAUCUAUCGGCUGUGUCGCUUGGUGCAGUCACACAAGUCGUGUCAUAUGAGUACCGGCAGUGCAGUAUAGUCGGAUGCAUCUAUCAGCUGUGUCGCUUCGUACAGUUACACAAGUCGUGUCAUAUGAGCACUGGAAGUGCAGUAUAGUCGGAAGCAUCUUUAUCAGCGGGCAGGAGACGCGGGUGGUGCCCCGCCACCGCGCCCAUGUGUUACCGCUGAUACCUAAAAUUUUGUAUUGCGCAGCUACAUGCACUAUGUUCAGAAAUGUCAUAAAGAUGCAUGCUGUUAUGCCUUUGAUUGAAUAAUAUGAUAUUAUAUAAAAUAAACAAUUACUAAAAUAAA
This is a messenger RNA of Bicyclus anynana (squinting bush brown), 2877 nucleotides long. RefSeq names its product RB-associated KRAB zinc finger protein. Bases 337 to 2430 code for a protein of 697 amino acids. Gene Ontology annotation, molecular function: RNA polymerase II cis-regulatory region sequence-specific DNA binding; zinc ion binding; DNA-binding transcription factor activity, RNA polymerase II-specific. The record is from RefSeq and is a predicted model, not a curated record. Gene Ontology annotation, biological process: regulation of transcription by RNA polymerase II. NCBI's taxonomy places the organism in Eukaryota, Metazoa, Arthropoda, Insecta, Lepidoptera, Nymphalidae. The transcript is spliced from 13 exons. Gene Ontology annotation, cellular component: nucleus.